AUGAGUAACGUGUCUGGAGCAUCUAGUGGUUCGUCAAGUGGACGUUCUGGAGGCAGAGUGUUUGGUGUGCCGAGACUUUGUCAUUGUGGGGUUCAAAUAAUGGAAUUGGUUUCUAAAUCCAGCAACAAUCCGUACCGGCGUUACUAUCGUUGCGGAUAUGCUGUAUCUAAGAAGCUCUCGAAUGACAACCACACUUUCAAGUGGGUCGAUGAGGCUUAUUUAGAUGAGAUAGAGGCAUUAAAAAUGAAAAAUGCUUCACUUGCGGCAAAACUGGAGACAGUUACAAUGGAGAGGAAUGAGUUUGAGAGAAUAGUGUUUGAGAAUGUGCAAAUGAAGCUUGAGAAGGAGAUUUUCGAGAGAGUUGAAGAGGCUUUGGUUGAAUCAUCUUCUACGAUGAAGAAAAUGAUGGUUGUUGUAGUUGUUUUGUGUAUGGGCAUGGUUGGGUUUAGUAAGCUCUUUGGUUGAAAAGGUUUAUAUAGGAAUGACCUUUGUUUUAGUAAUCUUGUGUUUUGUGUGUUUGAUCAUUGUGGUUUGUGUACUUUGACAUGGUUUCAAUUUUAUUAAUGCAAUGACUUUGUCUAUUUUAAGAUGAUUGUUAAGCCUAUUUUAUUCAGUAGAAUGCAAUGAUUUUAAAGAAAAUAUACAAGCUUUUAGUUGCAGUAACAAAGAUAAUAUGAAGUGCAAAACAAAGAUAGAUAAAUGUCAUUACAUUACAUGGAUCCAAGACCAUUAAGUUCAAAACCACAGAUAUAUGUCAUUACAUAGCUGUCGAAAAUUAAGUUCAAAACAAAAGAUAAUAGAUGCCAUUACAUAUCAAAUCAUUCAAGCUUGAGAAACACUAGCUUGAGUGAGAGUUCCUUGUGAGGAUUCACCUGCAGUUUGAGAUGUGCUUACCGGUACCGAAUCAUCAUGCUUGCCCUGCUUUGCAUGCCACCUCGAGUUGUGAUUAGCCUUACCACAAAUGCCACAAUGCAUAGUCAUUUUCUUGGCUUUUGGUAGCUUCUUGGUUGGUGACUCAUUCACACCUCUUUUCCUUGUCUUAUCCGCUUUGGUGAGCUUCUUCUUCUUCUUCCCUGUUUCUUUCCCUCGUUCUCCCUCUGUUUCUUCCCCUUGUUCAUCCUCUACAGGUGGAGCAUGUACAUCAGGAGCAUCUGUUUUGGGCCAAAACAUAGAACCCCUGACUGGAACAAUUCCAUCUGUGUAGUUUCUUCUCCAUUUAGCCGUGCGAAACCACUCACAAACAUAGUCUGACGGAUCAACCUUUAACUUCAGCAUCACACCAUAUGCAUGCUUACAUGGAAUUCCAGUGAUGUCGAACUUCCUGCACAAACAAGUUCUUUUCUCCAAAUGGACACGAUAAGUUUGGCCAUUCAAUCUUGAGUCAAAGUAGCCUUUAACGCUUCUUCUAACAACACAUUUGUUGGCUCCGUCUUUAAGGGGCUUAUCAACAAGAGCCUUAGCGAGAACUCUCUGCACAUAUGGUGUACAUUUUCCUGACAAAGAGAGAGCCAAUUAAGUUAACUGAAUUUAUAUUUUUUAGAUAUUAGAAGUAUUGAAAAAAACUUACCUUGGUGUUCAUGAGAUUCUCUGGAUCUUGUGGCUAUACGUACCAUAGCAAGUCUUGCUAUUGUUUCGAGCAUAUGCACAAAUGGCUUCUCUCUUGCCUUGUUGAUGGAGCUGUUAAAGGACUCUGUCGAGUUGUUCUCCACAUCUUCGCAGUAAUUUCCCAGCUUGAAGAAAGCUCGGCACCAACUCUUCGGAUUUUUAGCCAUAACAUCUGUAUACACACAUGUAUCGUAGGAACUUAACCUGUCCAAGUUUUUCUGAUACUUUGCUUCAUUGUAGCUCCAUGCUACACUCCAUAUGUAAGACUUCAUCUGUUUUUUGUUGCCAUGUUUCUUCUUCAAAUUCCCGUAGAUGUGUCUUACACACUUCCGAUGCUCCAUCUUAGGCAACUCUAUCUUAAUAGGUCUGAUCAAUCCCUGAUACAGAACCACAAACUUAAUCAAACAACAACAUAAAGAAACAGUGAUUUCAACCAAAAAAAAAACAAAAAACUUACCGGGCUACGGUCUGAGACAGCAAUGUAGUUGUCACCAUCCUUUAGAUCCAAAUCAACCUUCAGUUUUUGCAUAAACCAUUGCCAAUUCUCGUUAUUUUCCACCUUUACAACAGCCCAAGCUAUUGGAUAAAUUGCAUUGUUUGCAUCUCUACCUAAAGCAACCAAUAACUGUCCCUUGAUUCUUUCUUUGAGGAAGCAACCAUCAAGUCCUAUCAAUGGCCUACAACUCUCCUUCCAAGUAUUCCUGAGGGCGUCAGAGCAAAUAUAGAUUCGAUUGAAGACAUCUUGACCUUCAUCAUUCUGGAACGUGUCUACUUCAACAGAAGAACCAGGAUUUGAUUCUACUAUCUCGGCAGCAUAAUCUUUAAGGCGUGCAAACUGUUGAUCAUGUUCACUCUUAAUCCACUUCAAAGCUUUAUUCCUACCAGCUUAACACUGAGGCCUAGACACACUAAUAGACCAAAUUGCCAUGAUCAAUUCCUCGAUCUUCAUAGGCAUAUAGUAUGCCGGCUCUUCACGGAUCUUGUUCACAAACAACCUAGCUAUCACAGGGACCUUCACCAUCUCACACUCUCCAUUAACCUCACAUGUGUGGUUAUCUACAAACAACCUAACUCUCCAAAUUUUAUCCCUCGGAAGGAUCGAAGCAUAAAUUUUCCAGCCACAAGCUUCAUCAUUCUCACCAUGACCAGCACAUUCGAAACCAAGCUUAUCCUUAUCAUACCUGUAUUGUCUGAUAUUGCAGCGAGUCCUAAGAGCAUAAUCGAGGACUCUGUCUUUGAAAGCCACACCAUUGAAGAAUGUCUGGUCUCGGUACAAAUGCCCAUCACCACGGCAUAUAUGCGUCCUCAUUCUCUGUGGGGCUUCAGGAUCUUCUUCUUCCUCAUUAUCUUCAUCACUCUCAGGCAAGACGUCAUGCUGAAUUGGCGGCUCACUCACGAAAUUUCCCAACAAUUCGUCGAGUUCAAACUCUUCUCGCUCAACUUCUUCAUCAUCAAUUUCGAACUCUCCUUCGCCGAUUAUAGGUACUACAGACAUGGUAAACACGAAUUCAAUCGAUUUCUUGUUGUUUUCUCUCAGGAAUUCUCUCCCACUCUCUCUAUUUCACGUUCUAGGGUUCUUGGGUUUUUGAUUUGGGGAUUUUUUGGGUUUAGAUAGAUUAGGAUGGUUAAGUCGGGUUAAAAAUAAUUAAGUUCGGUUAAGUCGAGAUUCGGUAUUACUAACCCGUCUUAACCAAACUAAUUAACCAACUAAACAUGGUUUUAUGUGGAUUUGAGUGUUUAACUUUUGUCGGGUGGAGAAAGAGAUAUUUAACUUUGAUAUGGUGGGUAUAUAGAUAUUUAACUUUCGUUUGGUGGGGAAAUGAAACGAGCCAAUAGUUUGAUGGAGAAAUAGUGCGACACCAUAGUUCCGGUGGGGAAAUAGAUCGCCAGCCCGUGAAUCUGCAGUGUACAAAAAGAUGAUCUGCCAUUUCUGUGUCUCCAGAGCGAGCACAUUUCACAUUGGUAGAUAAGAUUCCAUGACGUUGAAGUGCCUCCCCAAGUGGUAGUGCAUCUUGAAAGAUUUUCCACAUGAAGAUUUGCAUCUUUGGGGCUGUUUUACUGCCCAUGUAUUUAAAGUUAAAGUUGCAUAAAAUUCAAAAUAUCUUAUAUUUCGAAACACCAAAAAUAUUUCAAAACUUCAUAUAUAAUGAAACAAUAUAUAAGUGAACGUAUGUAUACUAUUAUUAUUAUUUAUUUUUGCACAUAUUAUUAGCAUUAGUUACUUAGAGCAUGUUCAAUGGUAAAACUCUUAAAUGUCUCUUAAGUGGGAUCAGAUAAAGAGAGACAAACAAAAGAUGAAGAAGUAGUGGAAGCAACGUCCCUUCCUUUGCUUAAAUAAGGUACGUCCCUUCUCUUUUUUUUCUUUUUCUUCUUUAUUUUAAUUGUAAUUAUGCUUAACAACCCUUCUUCAACGGACACCAAUAAACCUGCUCUUAGCUUUUAUUGUAUUUGCUGAAAAAAAAAGUUACUUGUAUUUAUAUUAACCGGAAGAUUCAUUCGUGUAAGAUAGUAAAAUCCAGCGUCACAUAAACUUAUGACACUAAACAUAUGAACAGAACAAAUUUUACUCCUAAAAUUAUGGACCUAGAUUCUUGAAUAAAACAAUUUUUCAAUUUUCUACUUUCAAUUGCUUACCCUAAUGACCUAACCAUUCAAACCCGCUAAGUGUCAGUUUAGUUAAUGCGUAGAUGUAAUGACUAAUGAAUGAAAAAUUAGUCUAAAAUUGAUAUCUAUUCUAUUAAAACAGCAGUGUGACCCAUUGAUAAAAGUAGAGUCCAAUUAUUAUUUUUCCAAAAAACUGAUUAUUUUAUAACUGCUUAUAUUAAAUAACUAAUCACGUUUUUUGUCUAUAACAAUCAGUUAUGUUUCUUCAAUCACAACAAUGUCGGAUUCAUUGAUUUAGAUUUUAGACCUGAUCAAAACGCGUCCAUGGUGAUCGAUUCUCUGGCGAUUAUACGUUCCAUGGUGGUUCACUGUGUUGAUUUGUCAUAAUCGGACAAGAAAUCAGAAAAUUUAAAGUAACUGACUUUUUGCAUUUUAAAAGGUUGAAAUCAGAUAUUUUGUAAUGGAUUACAAGUUUAAGGCAUAAACAACAAGAAAAACUUAAAAGUUGAUCGAUUAUGAAAGUAUGGUGGCCAUUGAAAUGUUGCAGAGAAUUCUAAAAUAUUCUUAGGGAAGGUGGAAAUAUUUACAAAUAUGCCACUCAAAAAAAAAAAAAACAAUACACACUACAUAAAUAUAUCUAUCGAAUACAAUAGUGUAAAAUGGCCCAAGCUUCCAACAGACCAAGAUUAUACUGUAUAUAUUAAAAAAACCUCUUUCUUAACUUAAUAUAUAACUACAUUUAUCUGAAACUUAAGAAAUAUAUUAUAAGAAAUAUUAAAUAUUUUGGAAUAUAUAUAAUAUUAAAUAUAUAUAUAUAUAUAUAUAUAUAUAUAUAUAAACCAGUGGAAAUAUAUUUUUUAAGUUUGUUUACUAUAAAAUGAAACUUUAAAAGUUAACUCAUAAAGUUAACUAAUAUUUUUUCAAACAGAAAAAGUUAACUAUAUUAAUAUUAAUUAGUGGUGGAACGGGUUAUUAAUGACAUUUAAUCUUUAUAAGUGAACUUUUAAUAGAAAUAAAUAUUCAUAUAAACUCAAUUAGUUUAACGGGGUUUUAAUAAGUUAUUCAAUUUAGAAAUCUAAUCUAUUAAAACAGCAGUGUGACCUAUUGAUAAAAAUAGUGUCCAACAAUUAUUUUCAUAUAUCAAUAUUAUUAAAACACAAUUAACACUAACUACUUUGUACGCUAAAUAACUUCCACUAUAAACUCCUAAAUAAUCGGGACCCACUUUUUAUAUAGCUAAAAAUGCUGAGUUACUUUAAUUCCAUAGUUUUCGUUCUUAUGUAAUAGUUUUCUAUAGCCACGUCAUUUUUAAUACAAUUAAUGCCAUAUCAUUUCAUCAAAAAAAAACUACCCAGUAAAAACUAUUUGAAACGAUGAAGAUAUCCAAUACGAUGUCAUCUAAAGAAGAGUAAAAUAUAUUUAUUUUUAUUUUAGCAUUUUAUUAGAAAUAAAAUUAACUUGCAAUAAAAAUUAUACUAAUAAACAAUAACCUUAGAAUUUUAUUAAGUUUA
This is a messenger RNA of Brassica napus (rape), 5720 nucleotides long. RefSeq lists its product as uncharacterized. The record is from RefSeq and is a predicted model, not a curated record. Bases 1 to 465 code for a protein of 154 amino acids. Gene Ontology annotation, molecular function: zinc ion binding. The transcript is spliced from 2 exons. NCBI's taxonomy places the organism in Eukaryota, Viridiplantae, Streptophyta, Magnoliopsida, Brassicales, Brassicaceae.